Messenger RNA from Frieseomelitta varia, 2308 nucleotides. RefSeq names its product arginine--tRNA ligase, cytoplasmic (gene ArgRS). The coding region runs from base 341 to 2248 and encodes 635 amino acids. Lineage: Eukaryota; Metazoa; Arthropoda; Insecta; Hymenoptera; Apidae. The record is from RefSeq and is a predicted model, not a curated record. The transcript is spliced from 8 exons. Gene Ontology annotation, biological process: arginyl-tRNA aminoacylation. Gene Ontology annotation, molecular function: arginine-tRNA ligase activity; ATP binding. Gene Ontology annotation, cellular component: cytoplasm.
GAACGUACAUAUUGAAUAUGAAUGCGAUAGUUAAACAAUUUUUUCUCAAGUUUGAUUUAAUAUUACAUAUUAUUUAGACUUGUAAACAAUGUGACGUAAUUUCAGAUUUUCAAGCAAAUAGCACAGAAGUAAAUUUUUUGAAAAAUCCACGUGCAUUAUUUUUAUAGAGUUGCCGAAAGUAAGUUUUCCAUAGAAUGACCACUGUAAAUUUAGAAAAUUUCUACAAAAGAGCAGACGAAGCGGUUAUAAUGUUUGCAUAUGGUCAUUACAGGAAGAAGAGAUAGCUUUUUUAAAAAAGGAGAUUGAACGUUUGCAACAAAAUGUUAAGACUAACAAUUCUAUGGUAAAUUCUGUAUCUAUGGAUGAAUAUGUAAAGUUAGAACAGGAAAAUAUCAAACUGAAACACAGAGUGGCUAUUUUAAAAAGGACCGUUGAAGUUGAGAGAGCAAAGUCUGAAAACAAAUUGAAAAUGUCGGAUAACAAUGCUAUCAGUUUAUACGAUACACUAUUUAAUUUAUUUAAGAAGGCAAUCUCAGUCGCGUAUCCUGACGUUUGUGAUCCUCCAGUAAUUAUAAUAUCUAAUAGUAACGAAAGAUUUGGAGAUUAUCAGUGUAAUAGUGCUAUGGCACUUUCUAAACAACUCAAAAAUGAUGGAAUUACAACAAAGCCAAGAGGCGUUGCAGAGAGCAUCGUGUCCAAAGUAGAAGAUUCAAACUUAAUCUCCAAGUUGGAAGUUGCUGGAGCAGGUUUUAUAAAUAUAUAUUUGAAAAAGGAAUUUGCACAAAAGACCUUAAGCACUUUAGUGAAAAAUGGGAAGAUAUUACCACCAUACACAAAAAAGCAAAAAGUGAUUGUAGAUUUUUCUAGUCCUAAUAUUGCUAAAGAAAUGCAUGUUGGACAUCUAAGAUCUACUAUAAUUGGAGACAGUAUUGCAAGGUUGUUAGAGUUUCUAGGACAUGAUGUGUUAAGGAUAAAUCACGUUGGUGAUUGGGGUACCCAAUUUGGAAUGUUAAUAUCUCAUCUUCAAGAUAGGUUUCCUGAUUAUUUGUCUGUAUCUCCACCUAUUGCAGAUCUCCAAAGUUUCUAUAAAGAAUCAAAGGCAAGAUUCGAUACAGAUGAAGAAUUUAAAAAACGCGCUUAUAACUGCGUUGUUAAGUUACAAGCAUCCAAUCCAGACGUGAUAAAAGCAUGGCAAUUAAUUUGUGAUGUUUCUAGAAAAGAAUUCGAAAAGAUAUAUACUCGACUAGAUAUUAAGUUGAUAGAAAGAGGAGAAUCUUUUUAUCAAAAGCAUAUGGAAGCUAUAGCGAAAGACUUGGAAGCAAAAGGAUUAUUAGAAGAAGACGAAGGACGGAAAGUCAUGUUUAGUAAACGCGAUAAUGAAAUACCUCUAACCAUUGUAAAAUCUGACGGUGGUUUUACUUAUGACACAUCAGAUAUGGCAGCCAUUAAACAGCGUGUAGAAGAAGAAAAAGCAGAUUGGGUAAUAUAUGUAACAGAUGCUGGUCAAUCUAUGCAUUUUCAAGUAUUAAAACAUUGCGCUGAACGAGCUGGAAUUUUAAAAAGUUGUCAUAGAAUAGAUCACGUUGGAUUUGGCGUAGUUCUUGGUAAUGAUAAAAAGAAAUUUAAAACCAGAUCUGGUGAAACAGUAAAAUUGAGUGACUUACUUGACGAAGGUUUGAAGAGAACACUUGAGAAACUCAAAGAAAGGGAACGUGACAAAGUACUUACCGAAGAAGAGUUAAAAAUCGCUCAAGAAUCUAUUGCUUAUGGAUGUAUAAAGUAUGCUGAUUUAUCGCAUAAUAGAAACCACGAAUACAUCUUUUCUUUUGACAAAAUGUUGGAAGAUAAAGGUAAUACUGCCGUAUACUUGUUAUAUGCUUUAACAAGAAUACGCUCUAUUGCAAGGACUGCUAAUAUCUCGCAAGAAAAGUUACGUGAAAUGGCAGAGAAUAUUCCAAUUUCAUUGGAACACGAGAAAGAAUGGAAAUUAGCUAAAGUAUUAAUUAAAUUUCCCGAUGUAUUAAUUAAAAUUACGACCGACUUAUAUUUACAUCACCUAUGUGAGUAUUGUUACGAGAUUUCAUGCGUUUUCACGGAAUUUUAUAAUAACUGUUAUUGCCUGGAAAAGAAUGAUCUUGGAGAGAUAGUAAACGUGAAUAUGAGUCGCAUCUUAUUAACCGAAGCUACCGCGAUUAUAAUGGAACAAUGUUUCUCAAUACUAGGCUUAAAAUCAGUUGCAUAUAUGUAAGCGUAUUUGUAUGAAUUUAUAAUGUAAAAUAACAAUAAAACUCGUACUCUUUAUAAAAAA